AUGUCAGACUCGUCAAGCGACAUCUUCAGCAGCGAAGACGAAGAUUCCAUCUCCAUCUCCGCCUUCCCACCCACCUGCCACCCACCAGCUAUGCAAAUAUCCCUUCCCCCGUCCUCCCAUUUCAUGGACUUCCACGACCGCGCGCAGCUCACGCCGAUAUCAGAGACGUCAGAGAUGGACGAGGACGAGGACGAGGACGAGGAGCAGACACCUGCCCUGGACACCGCGUCGCAGACCCCCAGCUUGACCUCCGCGAGCUCGGUGGAGUCGUACGGGAACCCAAAGACGCUGAGGAGGGUCGGAAGAAGCCGGAAGUGGUACCGGGCGAGGGAGGAGAGCCGGCAGGCUAAGCGAAAACGGGAGCAGGAGCAGGAGCAGGAGAUGGAGAUGGAUUUGUUGGAUAGUGGGAGCGAGAGCGAGAGUGAGUAUAGUGACAGCGAGGAGGGGUAUUAGUGGGCGGUGCCGAGCAAGGACUUCAGGACUGUGAAAGAUGUUGAUAGAAUGUAACUUAUGCCGGCUGGGGGCAAUAUGUUAUUAUGACAUGUAUCGUGUAUUAUGAAUUGUUAGUUUAUGAUUGCAGUCUC
Gloeophyllum trabeum ATCC 11539 is the source of this 584-nucleotide messenger RNA. RefSeq lists its product as uncharacterized. The transcript has a single exon. The record is from RefSeq and is a predicted model, not a curated record. Bases 1 to 453 code for a protein of 150 amino acids. Lineage: Eukaryota; Fungi; Basidiomycota; Agaricomycetes; Gloeophyllales; Gloeophyllaceae.